Amphiprion ocellaris (clown anemonefish) is the source of this 3704-nucleotide messenger RNA. It is a transcript of the gene degs1, whose product is annotated as delta(4)-desaturase, sphingolipid 1. The coding region runs from base 148 to 1119 and encodes 323 amino acids. The record is from RefSeq and is a predicted model, not a curated record. Gene Ontology annotation, molecular function: sphingolipid delta-4 desaturase activity. Gene Ontology annotation, cellular component: membrane. Gene Ontology annotation, biological process: ceramide biosynthetic process. The transcript is spliced from 3 exons. Lineage: Eukaryota; Metazoa; Chordata; Actinopteri; Pomacentridae.
UUUGGGGCAGGUCAGGCAGGCGGGCGGGCCUACAGUAUGAGGAGAGAAGAGGUGGAGGAUUACAUAAGUUCCUUUCAAACAACGAUCUUGUGAUUUCCAGGUACUUGUUGGUCUGAGUCAGUUGUUCAACGGCAGUAACCACCAACGAUGGGGAACCGAGUCGCCCGUGAAGACUACGAAUGGGUUUACACGGACCAGCCUCAUGCCGACAGAAGAAAAGAGAUUCUGGCCAAAUAUCCAGAAAUCAAGUCACUGAUGGGCCCUGACCCGAAGCUAAAAUGGAUUGUGUGCAUGAUGGUGGCAAUACAGUUUCUAGCUUUCUAUUUGGUCAAAGAUUUGGACUGGAAAUGGGUUUUGUUUUGGACUUACGCAUUUGGCAGCUGUAUCAACCACUCAAUGACCCUUGCUAUUCAUGAGAUUUCCCACAACACAGCCUUUGGAAACAAUAAAGCCAUGUGGAACCGCUAUUUUGCCAUGUUUGCCAACCUGCCCAUUGGCCUGCCCUACUCUGCCUCAUUCAAACGCUAUCACCUCGACCACCACCGUUACCUUGGUGGAGAUGGUGUUGAUGUUGACAUCCCCACUGAGUUUGAAGGAUGGUUCUUCUGCACACGCUUCCGCAAGUUCAUCUGGAUUAUUCUGCAGCCGCUGUUCUAUGCUGUCCGGCCCCUCUGCAUCAACCCCAAACCCAUCAGCCAGCUGGAGGUGACUAAUGUGACCUUCCAGCUUACCUUUGACGUCCUGCUCUACUGGGUGUGGGGGGCCAAGCCUGUGGUCUACAUGCUGGCUGGCUCUAUGCUGGGAAUGGGCUUGCAUCCCAUCUCCGGCCACUUCAUAGCUGAGCACUAUAUGUUCCUCAAGGGUCAUGAGACCUACUCUUACUACGGCUCCCUCAACCUGCUCACAUUCAACGUGGGCUACCACAACGAGCACCACGACUUUCCCAGCAUUCCAGGACGAAGGCUGCCCAUGGUGAAGAAAAUUGCAGCGGAGUAUUAUGAUGACCUGCCUCAGUACACAUCCUGGGUAAAGGUCUUGUAUGACUUCAUCAUGGACGAUGCAUUGAGCCCAUACUCUCGUAUCAAGAGGAGGCUGAAGGGCGAUGUCAAACAGGAGUAACUUCACUGGAACAAAGAUGCAGUAUCCACCAAGACAGCAGCCAAAGUCAUCAUUUUUAAAGCUUAACAGCUUCUGCAUAAUAUGUUCAACAUGUGGCAUCAGGGUGGAGAUUGUUGUGCAUGAAUUUGAAAAUGUUGCUGUUCCUGAACUGGCUUAUAAAAUGUUUUCAGUUACUUGUUGUCAGGACAGGUAAUGUUGAACUCAAAAAUAACUAUUUCAAAUUUGUUAGGGUCAUUACAGGCAAUAUAUUGGACUGGCUGCACAAAGAUUUUAGCUUUGCUCAAACAAUAUUGUUCAACUUACAGUGAGACAUUUAAUUUACUGUUCAUUGUGAAUGAAGGAAGAUUUAGUGGAUUACCAUGAAAUUUGGUACAACCAUUUAAGUUUCCUUCAGGAUGAAUCUUAAUCACUUUGGUGAUCCCCUGACUUUCAGUUUGUCACAUUUCAUUAUGUCCACACAUGGUUUGUGCUCAAGGCUUUCAAGCUGGUGUGCUAAUAUGCACUGAACAAUGAGUGCUCUUUAUGCGUCGUCUGUUUUCACCGUCCCUGAAAUUAAUGUCGGCACACUGAUCAGUAAUGACUAAAACAGCCAAGAAUACGAAACAACAUUCAAAUAUGGACAGAUGGCUGAAAGAUAUUAUGCUUCUACAAUGCCUCAGGUGUAGUUGCCUCACCUGUACUAGCCAUAGUAACAGGUGAAAAAGAUGGCAGUCAUGGUAAAUAUGUUAGUAUGCUGAUGUUACAUCUUGAUGCUGCCUCUAUACAGCAACACAGGCUGCUAGCAUUACAGUACACUCUAAAUUCUUGAUACACUGAUAAGAUAAACCACACAAAAGAGUAUUCUUUGUAAUCCAUCAGUGAUCGAUCUACUUUGCUCUCAACAUGUCACUGACUGUAGUUGUGUCAUUCUUCUUCUACCACUGUUACAUAUUUAGUGUCUUCCGCUUUAAGCUACUUAGCAGAGCUCAUCAGAAAACGUAGGCCUUCUUUAAAAAUUGAACAGCAACAAGGACGUUUUCCCAAAAAACUUCAUCACUUGGGGGUGGAACAACAGUUCACAGUGUCAGUGGACCCUAAAAACUGGUUUCCUUCUCAUUGCUCACUGCAUAACAGUGGUAAACCACUAAUAAAGUCAAUAAAUGCAAGAUUCAUUAUAGACCAGUCUAAGUCUUUGUGCAGCCAGCCCCAGAAAGGAUCAAGAGACACACCAAAACCAAAAAUAAGAAGGAGAGAGGGAAAAUGUGUAUUUGUUGAAGUGGACCAAAGUUGAACUGUUGAUCUUUCUGUAUGAUCUUGUUGGUUGCGUCUGUUGCAGGAUGCUGUCUUGUGAGUGAGAUCUGAGGGUUGUACUGUGAAGCAAGACUUGAGAGUUUGCAAUGUUGUGCCUAUAAUCAAAGUUUUGGUGUCAUGAAUGUGGGUGACUUAACCUCCUAGGUCACAAUGGCAACUAAUGCUGUGGCGCUAACCUGAUCCAGAGCAGGCUAUGUUCACAAAUUAGAUUUAAAUCAGCUGCAGAAGUGCGUCCUUUUUACCAGCUGUUUUCCCAAUGAUUCUCUAGAUGUUAUAUCUGGCAACAGGUUGAGAUGUAUGUUACAGAAACCACAGAAUGAAGCUGUAUAGUUACAGUAUCACACACUCUACCUACAUGAACUUGGUAGGUGAUACAGAAAACGCAUGAAUAUGUUUUUAUGAAAAUGUGCUUUGUUUGAUCCUGACUUGCUGAGGCCAGUUACACCGUUGGGACUGCAGCUAAUAGAACAGAGUUGAAAAUUGAUUAUUAAACUGAUAUUACAGAGAACGUUCAAUAAAUAACAUUAAUUUCACUUUGAUUUGGCCAAAAAUUAAAUGGAUUCUUAGACCUAAAUGCAUUUCAAAACAGCUUCAUGAGGUUAAAGGUUUUUGGAAAUAAGCAGCAGCAUCAAUUGGUAAAAAAUAUUAGCAUGCUAUUAACACUUUUGUACCAGCCUUUCCUCUUUCUCAUUUUCAGGAAGAGUGUUUUAGGUUGCUUUCCAUUUAAACAACCUGUAGACUGAAGUAGGCGGCAACCCAUCGGUCCAUUUUGCACACAAGAAAAGCUGCAAUUUGUUGUAUAUGCCUCUUUUAUAUGUGAGCACGCACAGAGUUUAAAGCAGAAAGCCUGAGUUAACAAAUAACCACCGUCUUGAUAGCUGUUAUCUCUGAAUGGAGUUUUAGUUUUUGCUGAGCGAGCUCACACACUGAAAGUUUGACAAACUUGCUCUGUGGUACACCUCUCAGAUCUGCUUGACAUCAUGUGUUUAUGGAAAGACUUGGUUAUCUUACAUGUUACACUUAACAUAUAAAACAUGUUACAUAUCAAACUUAAUAUUUUCUGAUCCAUGACACUUUUUCCCCCACAUUCUCUGCUUUUGAACAUGCAGCAUUUAGUGUAGAAUGUUUUUUACAACCUCAGACUGUUGAAGUUGAGCUUUCUGUUACUCACUCAUGUUACUUACCGUUUAUUUUCGGUUCCAUGAUUAUGAUCUUAAUUUAAGUUUUAUGAAUUUACUCACUUUGAAAAACUGUAUGUCCAAAACUGAACAAGUGAUUAAUGUUAAAACCUUGAA